CAUAACGAUGGCCGCUUCAACCAGCAGUGAAGGAACAGAACUAUCUAAAGCUGAGUACCUAAAACGUUAUUUAUCUGCUGACGAAGAUGACAAGAAGUCAAAGGGGAAACUUAAAAAGAAACGUCGUAAACUUCCUGAGAAAGGACUUAAAAUAGUCGACGAUGACAUAGACUGGAAACAGAUGGUCAUAGAGGAAAAUGAGAUUGAAGAGGACGAAGAGGAAGCUCCAGUGAUUGCUGAGAUGAUUGACGAUCGACCAGAAGACGUGAAACAGUUGGAAGCCUUCAGAACUAGCAAUAGAUGGAAAGUAAUUGGAGCUGACGAAAAUGAAGACGUGGAAGACGUGGAAGACGUGGAAGGUGUGGAAGGCAGCGACCUUCAACAUCCAGAGCCUGUGGCAUCAAGCAGGAGUCGCCAUGACUCUCCAGACACAUCCCCCCCUAGGAGAAGUCGCCAUGACUCUCCAGGGGUGUCACCUCCUAGGUCAGGGAAAAGUAAAGAUGAGAAAGAUUUAUCCCCUACCAGAAGACAGCCCAUUAAAAAUCGUUCACCUAAUUCUCAACGGUCACCACUGGCAAAGAGUGCUCAGAACAGGCACGAUUCAGACGUAGACCAGUCACCUCCACGGAAAAAGCCAAUAAAGGGAGAAGCUUCAGACUCCGACCAAUCUCCUCCAAGGAGGCAGUCGAAAACAAAACAAGGCUCUGAUUCCGACCAGUCGCCACCCAGGAGGCGGCCACGAAAUGAAAAGAACCCGGAUGAAGAUCUGUCACCACCUCGUAGGCCCGGCCAGUCACAGGGUUCGAGAAUGCUUUCUGGCGGGAAGGCAGGUCUGGUUUCUGUCGAUAUUUUAAGGAGGGAGAAGGAGGAGAACCGUCGCAGAGAAAGAUACAACCAGCCACUGGAAGAUGCAUCCCGAAAUGCCCAGACGGUGUUCCGAGACAAGAGUGGUAAAAAGAGGGAUUUGGAAACUGAGAGAGAAGAAAAGAAGAGAAAAGCCGGUGAAAAAGCAGCAAAGGACGAGAAAUACGCUCAGUGGGGUAAAGGGUUGGCCCAGGGCCAGAUGCAUCAGCAGAAACUUGAGGAUGCAGUUCAUGAAGCCCAGAAGCCUCUGGCACGUCAACGCGAUGACGAGGACCUUGACCGCAUGUUGAGAGAGCAACAAAGGGAUGGAGAUCCGAUGGCUGCCAUGCUCAGACGGAAAAAGGACCGCAGUACGGCACAAGACAAACCUCGAUAUAAAGGCCCACCCCCACCACCAAACCGCUUCAAUAUUCUACCAGGCUAUCGCUGGGAUGGAGUUGACAGGUCAAAUGGUUUUGAACAGAAACGCUACUCUCGAAUGGCAGAUAAGAAGGCCGUCCAGGAGGAAGCCUAUAAAUGGAGCGUGGAGGACAUGUAAUGGCAACAAGAAACUGAUGGAUCAGGAGCGGAGUUGAAGAGCAGGACGGCUCAUCCAUAGAAUUAGGCAGAAUAUCUAAACAAUGAUGUUAAAGAAACUGCAGAUUAUACACGUCUACUCAACAAAACCCAUACUUUGAAAUAGACAGGACGAUUGUGUUCACUUUUCAAAGCUGUUUGAUACUGUACAGGGGACUUCAGACUAUAACAAAGCGGUUAAACAUAAUUGUACAUAGCAGUGAAGUGACAUCAUCUUUAUUAUUUUGUAAUAAUUGAGUCAAUGUGGAGCCAAAACCGAUGUUUUUCACUGAUUUAUUAAAUAA
Molecule: messenger RNA, 1724 nt
Organism: Anarrhichthys ocellatus (wolf-eel)
Lineage: Eukaryota; Metazoa; Chordata; Actinopteri; Perciformes; Anarhichadidae
Gene: bud13
Product: BUD13 homolog
Exons: 10
Coding region: 8-1402 (464 amino acids)
Biological process (GO): mRNA splicing, via spliceosome
Cellular component (GO): U2-type spliceosomal complex; RES complex
Molecular function (GO): RNA binding
Source: RefSeq, a predicted model, not a curated record